Molecule: messenger RNA, 6019 nt
Organism: Oreochromis niloticus (Nile tilapia)
Lineage: Eukaryota; Metazoa; Chordata; Actinopteri; Cichliformes; Cichlidae
Product: acid-sensing ion channel 1
Exons: 9
Coding region: 849-2429 (526 amino acids)
Biological process (GO): sodium ion transmembrane transport
Cellular component (GO): plasma membrane
Molecular function (GO): ligand-gated sodium channel activity
Source: RefSeq, a predicted model, not a curated record
AUCCCACCUCUCGCUCUUUCUCUCUUUUUUUCCUCCCUCCCGGCUGCCAGCUUGUGUAGUGCUGAUAUAUAAAAAAACACUGGAGUAACUAACUCGCAGGUGAACAGCAGAGCUUCAGUCCACUGCUGCCGCUGCUGCUUGCAGACAGACAUAAACGAGCGCGCGGGGGGAGGAAACCUCACGACUCUCCACCGACCACAACAACCAACCGUCUGACUCCUAAACAGGUUUUCCGAUUCCUGAGUAGACAAAAAAAAAAUAUCUCCGGUCUGACCUGAAAAUCUGCGGACUGACUGUAAGGGGCAUGCGUGCAGCGCAGCUACAGAGGAACUCUUUAUGAACGGGCUGAAGUGCCAAGAAGGAUUUCCAUUUCUCCCACAGCUCCGGCUUUCUUCUCUCUGUCGCGCAGGAACGACGCGUGCUUCACUGGACUUAUAAUCGACCAGCGAAUUUCCAGGCUGAUGAAGCACUUUGUCAGCCCUUAUAUUGUUCUUUGCUUUUCUGCAGCCCAGCGAGAAACCUGCAAAACAUCACUGUAGCGCAGCGGUGAUGGACAUUCGCUUUGGCGUCUCGGUUAUGCACGCAUUGGAGUCAUUGUGCUUUUUUUUCAAAGGCGCUACUUUUGCACACAUCUCUCGCUCGCCUGACUUUCUUUAAAGCUUAAAAUGUUUUGUCGGUGUGUAUGAGCGAUGGCGUCCGAACCGCACCAGGUGACGGAGAGGUUAUCUGCACGUUUGGACCUGUUCGCGUGGAUAAUGAGAAUUUAUGCCACAGGUGAAUGAAUAUUUUCUGUUUUGAAGCCGCUUUCUGACUCUGGCAUACAGCUCAAGAGGGCUGCACGGUGAACAAUGGAUCUCAAAGUGGAAACAGAAGAAAUGGACUCAAAUCAACCUCCACCCAUAGAAGUUUUUGCGCACAGCUCGACCCUGCACGGAAUCUCUCACAUCUUCACGUAUGAGCGGUUCUGCGUCAAACGCUGCCUGUGGCUCGUGUUUUUCUUGGGCUCUCUGACCUUCUUGCUGUACGUGUGCGUGGACCGGAUCCACUUCUACCUCGAGUACCCUCACGUCACCAAACUGGAUGAGGUCACGACCCCGAUCAUGACGUUCCCCGCCGUCACUUUCUGCAACCUGAACGCUUUCCGCUUCAGCCGCGUGACUCGCAACGACCUGUACCACGCAGGGGAGCUGCUGGCCCUUCUCAACCAAAGGUAUGAGAUCAGAGACAUGCACCUAGUGGAGGAGAGCGUUCUGGAGAGUCUCAAGGUCAAAGCCGACUUCCACAACUUUAAACCGCGACCCUUCAACAUGCGGGAAUUCUACGACCGCACCGGCCACGAUAUCAGUGACAUGCUGCUCUCCUGCCACUUCCACGGCACCGAGUGCAGAGCAGAGGACUUCAAAGUGGUAUUCACUCGCUAUGGGAAGUGUUACACCUUUAACGCUGGUGGUGAUGGGCGCCCUCCCCUCAUCACCACAAAGGGAGGUAUGGGUAACGGCCUCGAACUCAUGCUGGACAUUCAGCAGGAUGAAUACCUGCCAGUCUGGGGAGAAACGGAUGAGACUUCGUUUGAAGCUGGGGUCAAAGUUCAGAUCCACAGUCAGGAUGAGCCGUCCUUCAUUGACCAGCUCGGAUUCGGAGUGGCACCCGGGUUCCAGACAUUUGUUUCCUGCCAGGAACAGAGGCUGAUAUAUCUCCCCCCACCCUGGGGGGACUGCAAGGUGACGCCCAUGGAGUCGGACUUCUUUGACACUUACAGCAUCACAGCCUGUCGCAUUGACUGCGAAACGCGCUACCUGGUGGACAACUGCAACUGUCGCAUGGUGCACAUGCCUGGCGAUGCCCCCUACUGCACCCCCGAGCUGUACAAAGAAUGUGCUGACCCAGCUCUGGAUUUCCUGGUGGAAAGAGACAAUGAUUUCUGUGUGUGUGAGACGCCGUGCAACAUGACCAGAUACAGCAAAGAGCUGUCUUUUGUCAAGAUCCCCAGCAAGGCUUCUGCUAAAUAUCUUGCAAAAAAAUACAACAAAUCUGAGCAGUACAUUAAGGAAAAUAUCCUGGUUUUAGACAUCUUCUUUGAAGCUCUCAAUUAUGAAACUAUUGAACAGAAGAAAGCAUAUGAAGUGGCUGGACUUUUAGGUAUAGCUUCAUUUCUAUUAUAUAACAUAGACUGCUUACAUUUUUUUGUCUUCAUGGUGCGCAUUUGUCAUGAAUAUGUUUUCAUUUCAGGUGAUAUUGGUGGUCAGAUGGGACUUUUUAUUGGUGCAAGCAUACUGACUAUUCUGGAGAUAUUUGACUACCUUUAUGAGGUAAUGAAGUACAAACUGUGCCGCUGCUCCGAUAAGAAGCACAAGCAUAACAACAACAACGACCAGGGAACGGUCCUGAGCUUAGACGAUGUCAAGUGUCACGUCAGUAACUUUCACUAAGCUUCUGCAGCCGGGGGCAGAGAGCCGCCGCACUCUCUUGUUUGUGAGCAGCUUCGUGGACUUUGUUCUUUGCAGGUUUUCUUUCUUUUCCCACUGCUGGAACAACAGAGGAAGUGUGUGAACUGUGCCUGAUUAAGGUGUGUAAGCGACAUGAUGAAAUAGGGACGUGUGGCUGAGGUAAGCGGACGGCCACAGAGACGCGAGGGCAGGAGAAGCAAGAGAAGUAAAACAAAAAAAUGUUAGAAUAGCUGCAUGGUCUUCUGUAAACACCUUUUCAAGACAUAGUAACAGAUACAGUAAAAGGUUACACAGGUUCAUUAUGUGUUCAGUAAAUCAGUGUUAGAAAUCCCAGCAAUAUGGUGUCAGUUUGACUGUUUUUGUGUGAAAUAGUUGUUAAUUUACAGGAAUUUUCUGUGCCGCACACAUUUUUUUUUAUUCGACUAAACCAGCUUUCUCUUUUACUUACAGCUGUCUUUACUUACAGCUGUCUUCCCCUGUUAAACUCAGCGCAUUCUGCCAUCAUACUGUACUACCUCGUCUCGCAGGAUGACAGUGCCAAAAAUAAUUUAGGAGCCAAGUAAAACUGACUGACAAAAAGGUAAUUUUCAUGUAGAGUAGGCGGACAUUAAAGAAAGCCCAACAUUUUCUUGAAAAGUAGUCGCAGGCGGUUUUCACAGAAAGCAUUUUGAUGCGUCACAAUAGGUAAAAGCACAAAUGUAAGGAUAGCUGAGAUCCAUUUACUUCUUUUAAUUAUGGGUUCCUGCAGCUGGAUGAAUAAAGCGUAAUAAAAUCUCAGUCACUGUGACACCUCGUCGCUUCCCACCGUCGCCAUGUGCUUGCUCAGAGGGCAUCAUCUGUUCACUGAGGUUCUGUCUUUCUUAUUGUAGGGUCUUUACCUUUCAAUAUAAAGCACAGUCACACAUCUUUAGUUGUGAAGGGGCACUAUGUUAAUGAAACUGAACUGAACUUUUUAAGCCUGAUAAAAUUUAGUACACCCCAAAUUGUAUUUAAUUUUAUAGAUGUUAAAUUGCUCAUAUUGGUGUAGCUAGGUCUGUUUGUAAAUAGAAAAAGAUUAAAUAAUAAGAGUAAAUGUAAGCUCUGUGAAAGUAGCUGUUUUGUUUUAUGGUAGUUAUUUUCUGUCACAUCAAUCCUGAGGUAAUGGUGGAUGCUCAUAAUAAACAUGGCCAGAGUUUCAGAUAUAUGUAAUCCUUGCUAGCAAAAAGGCCAGCUUUAAACUAGUUCAGACCCCACUGUUGUAAUAACCUGAGAUAUCAGGACAUCAGGACAAACCUUCUAUUUGCAAAAGGCAGCCAAUCAGACGAAAGUUGGAGAAGCACUAAGACUUUUUCUUCCCUUGAAGGGAGAGAGUAUGCAAUCGGUUACAUUUGCUUGUCUGUCAGUUAACAGUUUAGCGUCUGCAGUUUUCAAGAUAUUAUUUUCAAAUUUUGUGUGAUGGUGGAUACCAAUAACAGCUCAAGCUGAUUUAAUUUAGGUGGAAAUCGGGUCAAGGUGACGUGAAAAUCAGUAAAACCUUUAUAUUACCCAAUGUUUUUAAUGGCUCGUCUUCAAACUUCACAACAAUACACGAGGACUUUGGGGAUACAAGUACCUAGGCUGGGUAAGCAUUUGACCUACACUGUUAGCACGAAGAUCAAAAUUUCAAGAAUCUAUAACAAUAAUUCCUAUAAUAUAUCAUAUAAAAGGGCAUGGAGGACACUUUUUUUUGCAAUACAACGCCCUAUGGUGUUGCAGUAACACCAUGACAGGCUAACGUUAUCAUAUUGUAAUAAAACACCAUAAAACAUCAAAGUUUUAGUAUAGUCGGUUGCUCUGAGUGCUCUUGUUUUUGCUUUUCAGACAGUGAAUGAACCGAUAAACUACCCAAAGUCCAGCAUAAGACACAUAAAGAAUAAUUUGAACUGUAACUCAUGUAGACCUAUUGUAAUGUAGUCCACGAUAAAAAUACAGAAUUGGAAAUGAGCACUAUAAGCUCUUUCUCACUUUCUCUUAGAAAACGUUUGUUUGCAUCUUUUCACCGCACAUUCUUUGUUAUAACCAGUUUAUGUAUGAGAGUAAAAAAAGGCGUACGUAUGAUUUUUAUGUGCACGCACAGUUUAUACAUCCAGCCUCUGAUGUUGCGCAUGGUGUCGCACUUUGGCCCAUCAUAUGAUGCUUGUAAAUGUUAUCAGUAACCUGUGUUUUUCCUGCUGUAACAAGUUCAAAUGCCCGCUGUGAAAAAGGUCUGCCAAGGGAACUACUUGGGUUAAAAACCAGUUGCUAGAUUCCCCGCAAAAAAGAUGUAAUCAAACAAUAUGACAAAGAGACUUAAUCAUUGUAUACUGUACAGCUUUACUGUAGAAAUGAGAAAUUUAUUAACACAUGAUGCCAUAACAUUCGUUUAAGAGAAUGUCAUUCAUGUUUACAUGCUUUUUGUCACAUUUUAAGGAAUUUUGCUUCCGUUGUGUCAACAAGGCUGGAUCAAAUCAACUAGGAUCAAUAUUUUGAAUGUUUUUUACUUUCGAGCGCUGACUUGCAUGUAGCACUGUACAGCAAGCAUCCUAUAUGUACAGUUCAUCCACACCUGCAGUUUGAGCCUUCUUCUGUCCUCGUGUCUGGGUGCGUUUUGUGAGCAUGUAUUCAUUUGCGUUUUUACAGCAAUGAAAGAAAAGUGGAAAGAUCCUGCCCUAAAAUGCUCAACAGUGAGUGUGGUGUCAGGUAGACGGUGAAAAUCUGAUCUCUGCAGAGCAAGUUUGAGAGUUUCCUUCAUGAUUGUGUAUAUACCAAAAUUAGGGAUGCACCGAUAUAUCGGCCAAACCUCAGCACAGCCUGAUCUCGGCCUUGUUGACCAUUCACUUCUCUGCAAACAAGAAUGUAUUUAUUGACGUGAGUGUUUUCUGAUCUUUUUUUCACAAUGCCUAAUGUUUAAGAUGGCGUGUCAGUUCUGUUAUUGAAUAUUUGCUUGUUUUCCUGACACACGAAGGAAAAGCAAACAAGAACAAAACAUGGCGUGCCCAGAAGUUCACAGUCGGUGCAUCCCUACCAAAAAUCUAACAUUGUUUAAUAUUCUGCUCCUUGUUGUUCUCAACAGGAAGUAGGAUCUGAUUAGCGUGUAGCUGUGUGGUGUUACUAUCAAGCACAAUUAUUCCAUCAGUUGUAAUUUAGUGUAAAUAUUACUGUUGACUGUGGAUAAUAAUCCUUGUGUAUUAGCAUAGUCUGGUUUGUCUAAUGGUGUACUUAAUGGAUUUAUUUCAAAGAAACUUGCUGUGUGUCUCAAUUCAUUUUUUCUUCUGUAAAUGACUGUAAAUUUGUUUAUUUGUCAAAGACGGUAAUAAAGUAGGGGGGGCUGUUUGUUUUUUUUAUUAAUAUUGCUAGAGUCGAGUCACAGCUGCCGUUCUCAUCAGCACAUGAGAAUUAAAUAGCCAGACUGUUGCUGCAUGAGGUCGCCCAGCUUACUGCUUUUGUUUUUGCCUCUGUCUUUACUUUUGCCUUUUCAUUUGUGAUAUGAAAGGACAGCUGUUUUAGUCUGGUGAUGUAAAGAUGAAUAAUGGACUUGAAUCGGUUGUUACAUUAAAGAUCAAAUGCUAACUGUA